ACCCUUUUUAAAUGUGACCUGUGAAUGUGACGUAAUAAUUGUCACUGUCAAAAGGGCAGUCCGAAUGAAAUGAAAAUAAAAUGUUUUUAGAACAUUUUACAGGUAUAUUAUACGAAAUUAACUUAAUGGAUACAAUAACAGCAGCAGAAUCAACUGACCCGAGACUAGAUUAACGACUAAUGUAGCUAGUUUAAAGAAAUCGUAUUUUAUAACCUCAAAAAAUUCUCAAAAAUAGGAUGAGUAUACCCGCGACAAAGUACUUUAUUCCUGGCAAGAUUAAUUGGCAAGAGUUCGUUUGCGGAUGGGGCGCAGCCUUUGUGAAUGUAGGAGUUACUUAUCCUAUCAAUAAACUGAUAUUUCGACAGAUGUUACAUGGUAUUGAAGCAAAAAGUGCAUUUCUACAGUUGAAAAAUGAAGGAUUUUACUACCUAUACCGAGGAAUAUUACCGCCCCUUUGUCAAAAGACUCUUUCACUAUCGAUUAUGUUUGGAGUGUUUGAGGAGGUUAGACAACCUUUAGUCAAAAUAGGAAUAAACCCUUAUAUAUCAAAAGUAGUAGGCGCUCUAGUCUCAGGAUCUACAGAGGCAUUUCUAAUGCCUUUUGAAAGAAUCCAAACACUGCUAGCAAAUGCACAUUAUCACGACGAAUUCAAGAACACAGCACACGCAUUUAAAGCUUUAAGGAAGUUUGGUAUCGGGGAGUAUUACAGAGGACUCACACCGAUCUUGUUACGAAACGGUCCAUCAAACGCAGGAUUCUUUAUUUUACGAGAGGAAGUACAGUGUUAUGUCCCGCAUUAUAACAAUGAAAUUAUAAGGACUAGUGCAGAGUUUCUGUGUGGGGCUAUGAUCGGUGUGUUACUAUCAAGUAUUUUCUAUCCACUAAACGUAUUGAAGGUAGCAAUGCAGAGUAAGAUCGGUGGCGCAUAUGAGAAUCCUUGGAAAGUAUUAUUGCAAGUGUACAGGGAUCGGGGUGGUAAAAUCCGGUAUAUUUACCACGGAGUACAGAUGAAUUGCACGCGAGCCUUUUUGAGUUGGGGCGUCAUGAACACAGCCUACGAGCACAUCAAGGCCAUCGUAUAUUAAUUUUGUAUUGCCUUUUUUUAUUAAAUAUGUAUUUAUAUUGUUGAUGAGAUUUAUCUAUUUUUGUUAUUUUAAUUUUAAGAGUAAAUAUAAAUGUUUUAGCUGUU
Molecule: messenger RNA, 1189 nt
Organism: Sitophilus oryzae (rice weevil)
Lineage: Eukaryota; Metazoa; Arthropoda; Insecta; Coleoptera; Curculionidae
Product: solute carrier family 25 member 51
Exons: 2
Coding region: 237-1085 (282 amino acids)
Source: RefSeq, a predicted model, not a curated record